Ixodes scapularis (black-legged tick) is the source of this 2222-nucleotide messenger RNA. RefSeq lists its product as uncharacterized. Lineage: Eukaryota; Metazoa; Arthropoda; Arachnida; Ixodida; Ixodidae. The coding region runs from base 12 to 2135 and encodes 707 amino acids. The record is from RefSeq and is a predicted model, not a curated record. The transcript has a single exon.
GCAUUAGGCUAAUGGAAAAUCUGCUCCCUGGUCUCAUGACUCACUUCUUUGGUUCUGGGUAUGGGUCUCAUCCUUCGUUCAUCUUUCUUCAAACCUCAGCUACCAGAAUGCUGGAAUCUGCACGGAACACCAUCGUUACAUCGAUGAAUGCAUCAUGCCGCAAACCUAGCAAAGCAGUGUUUGACCCUCCGGUCAUCCUUUGUGACCAACAACUUUCCCCUGGUACCUUGGAAGUGCUUUCAUAUGGUCCCAAGUUUUCUCCAAAUCUUCCCACCUCAAGAGUUGACCAAUUAACUUCGGUACAUAAAGUUGCCUCGCAUAUUCCAGAACAGGGGAGGUCGGAGUUUCUGAACGCGGCAGUUCGCUCUGUCCGCUACCACCCCCCUCCGAAAGCAGGCAAGUUCCCGAUUCGGAAAGCACUUGAAGAGCUGCGACAGGGGAAACUCAAAUUGCUCGAAUCAGACAAGACCGGUGUUUUCGUGGUCAUGGAUCAAGGAACCUAUGGAGAGAAGGUCACGAAUGCACUGGAAAAGAACUUUGAUAAACUAAAGAAGAGGCCAUCAGGAUCUCUACGCGCAGAGGCAAAAAGACUGUGCACUUUGAUGAAUCUGCCCGCUCUCAAGAAAACGCUCAGUUCACCUGCAAAACAGUAUUUUUCCGUAUUUUUCACAGCCAAGACACAUAAGGAAGGAGUACCGCUCAGAAGCAUUGUAUCUGAAAGAGGUUGCUGGCAGAAACCCUUGGCCUUAUUCCUACAAAAACAUCUCUCCACGGUGACGCUCCUCCAGCCCUUUAGGAUUUCAAACUCCACAGAUCUUAUCUCGCACCUUACCUCCCUACACUCCACCAGCCAGCCACCCUCCAUGUUUUCUUUAGACAUAGAAGAGCUUUACUACAGCCUAGACCCCCAGAUUCUCUUGAAUUCCGUGUCUGAUGCGAUCCACGAACAUGGUCUCUGUAAGUUUCAAAAUACCUCAGGGAUCACAGCUAAGGAUUUCAUAGAUCUCAUUGCCUUAUACCUUCAGUCAACUCUCGUUGAAUACAACGGCAACAUAUUAAGACAAAAGAAGGGUGUUUGUAUAGGCUCCUGCCUAGCCCCAAUACUCAGUGAAGUGUUUCUCAUGUACGUAGACCGAUCAAUUAAGUCCCGACUGGAUGUUUUCGCCCCCGAAUGCCGAGUGUUUCGAUACGUAGACGACUAUCUUGUUAUUCAUCCGACCUCAAUCUCCUCACGGGCCAUUUGUGAAGCAUUCGAUUCCUGCUCGUCGGGUCUUAGGUUUACGAGUGAAGAACCAACAGAAGAGGGACUCCAGUAUCUGGAUUUAAGGCUUCAUCUUCAUCGCCAAGGCAUAUGCUGGAGUUUCCAGCAACGUUCCAAAAAACCGGUCCUCCCUUUCUGCAGCAACUACUCUAAAUUGGUAAAGCUUGAAAUUAUUCGAACCCUGUUUGCCUCUUCCCGUUCAAAAUCCUGUCCCCAUCUCUCAUCAACAAGCGUCCAACGCCAGCAUGACCGGCUUCUCCGAGCCGGGUAUCCAGCAGACCUCCUCCGUACUACCCUUCAGCGUCUCAUUACAGGGCCCAACCACCGAUCAUCUAACAACAAUGGACGCAGCCACACACGCCCGGCCUGUGUUCCAUAUGUGCAUAAUACUUCCCACCGCCUGAGGAGUCUCGCUGCCCGCUUCGAUACUAAGGUAGUAUUCACAUGUCGGAUGAAGCUAAAACAAAUGUGCCAAAGGGUAAAUAACGACGGUCGUCCACCAGAAUGCACCAUCAAACACGUCAACAAAUACGUCAAAUGCCGAGAGAAGCCAAUUUAUUCUAUUCCGCUCAGUUGUGGCAGUCAAUACAUUGGCCAGACGGGACGAUGCCUGAACGUUCGCCUUAGAGAACACUUUCUUGAAACCAACAAGGCGUCAUCCGACUCCUACCAUCCGAUUGUUGUCCACGCCCGCACCUGCCAAGAUUGCUCUCCUAGCUAUGCAAACACUACUGUGCUAGGCUCACACAACGACAAGUAUGGGCGAGAGAUCAUCGAAGCCUUUAAGAUCAAAACUGCCACAGACAAUGUUUCUGAGCCCUCACUAUCGUUAUCGACAGCAGAGAUGGAUUUCCUAGCGCCGGAAUUGUCAUAGAAAACAUCUCCCGUUUCUCUUCUUCUUCUUCCUUUUCAGGAAGUUAAAUUUCCGCCAUCUUUACCUUUUUCUUUAUCUUUUUCUAGU